AUGACUGAAACCGACAAACCAUUCCAAGCCCACAUUGAAAAGGCGGAGGUGACCUCGGAUGCAUCCUCUCAUGAGGGUGGAGAGGCCCGCGAUUGGACUCCCGAGGAGGAGCGGAAGCUGGUCUGGAAGAUUGAUUUUCGCGUGUUCCCUAUGCUGUGCCUUGUCUUUGGUCUCUCACUCCUUGAUCGGACCAACAUAUCUGCAGCAUACAUCGCCGGUCUCUCUGAAGAUUUGAGGCUCGACAUCGGCGCCCGCUACAACAUUGCGCUUCUCAUCUUCUUCAUUGGCUAUGCCAUCUUUGAGCUUCCGUCCAACUAUGUUAUCCGCCGAAUUGGCGCCCGGUGGUGGCUCAGCUUUCUCAUUUGCGCAUGGGGAGCUUGCGUCUUGGGCAUGGGCUUCGUCCACGAUUGGAAGAUCAUGACGGUUCUUCGCGCAUUCUUGGGUGUCUUCGAGGCUGGACUAUUUCCCGGCUCCAUCUACAUUAUUGGAAGCUGGUAUCGUCAAUAUGAAACGGCACGACGGGUCUCACUCUUCUACAUGGGUUCUCUGCUGGCAUCAGGAUUUGGACCCAUCUUUGCAUACGCACUUUCACUCAUCCGGGUCGGAGACGGCAUGUAUGCUCGUGGCUGGCGGUGGAUCUUCAUCAUCGAAGGCAUUGUCACCAUCGCCGCCGGCGCCGCUGGCCCAUUCUUCCUCGUGGAGUUCCCAGAACGGGUCACGUUUCUGAAUGCUCGACAGAAGCACAUCGCCUUGACUCGUGUCCGCCAAGAGAAAGAGAAGACCGAGGUUGUCCAUCCCACUGCCAGACAAUCGUUGAAGAUGCUCAUGGAUUGGAAACUCAUUGUCUACUCCAUUCAAUACUUCAUCUGCGCAUCGAGUGUGUACUCGCUCGCCUUUUUCAAACCGAUCAUUCUGCGACAAGGUAUGGGAUUCAGCUAUGCCAAAGCUCAGCUCCUCUCAUCGCCACCAUACGUCUUUGCGAUCAUCGCCAGCUUGGCUAUGGCAUAUGUCUCAGACAAGAUCAGGAUGCGAUGGCCCAUUCUUUGCGCUCAAGCAUUGACAGCAAUCACUGGUCUCCUCAUCAUUCUCUACGCUGGCCCACCAGGAGUGCGCUACUUUGGACUGUACCUCGCGAUCUUCGGUUGCCAGGCCAACAUUCCUGGCUCGCUCGCUUACGGACAGUCAAACACUGCGAAGCAAGAGAAGAAGGGGGUGGUUGCCGCUGCCAUGAUCAGUGUCGGAGCCGCUGGAGGUAUCUGCGGAAGCACUAUCUUCAGGAGUCAGGAUGCUCCAUAUUACAUGCCGGGCAUGUGGUCUACGAUUGCGAUGCAGAUGCUCUACAUCGUCAUUACACUGUGCCACUCGAUGUAUCUCAAGCGGCAGAAUAAGCUCGCUGAUGAAGGAAAGCGACCAAGUCUUGAGGAUGUCGAGGGGUUCAGGUACGCGCCUUGA
Messenger RNA from Cyphellophora europaea CBS 101466, 1452 nucleotides. RefSeq lists its product as uncharacterized. Bases 1 to 1452 code for a protein of 483 amino acids. Gene Ontology annotation, biological process: transmembrane transport. The record is from RefSeq and is a predicted model, not a curated record. The transcript has 2 exons. Gene Ontology annotation, molecular function: transmembrane transporter activity. NCBI's taxonomy places the organism in Eukaryota, Fungi, Ascomycota, Eurotiomycetes, Chaetothyriales, Cyphellophoraceae. Gene Ontology annotation, cellular component: membrane.